Molecule: messenger RNA, 555 nt
Organism: Lactuca saligna
Lineage: Eukaryota; Viridiplantae; Streptophyta; Magnoliopsida; Asterales; Asteraceae
Source: the annotation of a GenBank genome assembly
AUGAAGAGAUUUAUGGCUUUGGGUGAUGAUGAUUCUGAUGAUUUGAUUACUGAUGUCACCCCACCGAAUUCUUUAGAUGAUAAUCCUCCUCCUCUACCACGACCAUCAAAUCUGUAUCCAUCCUCAUCAUCAAGUUUACCUCCACCAUCUACAAUUCUUCCUCUACUAUCUGGUUCUCCUCCCCAAUCUGAUGCUGCCAAAAAGGGAGAGAAUAAUCAAGAGAGUCAUGAUCAGAAAAUGCAAAUGAUGGUGAUUGCACCAACUCCAUCUCAGCCUGAGAUACUUGAAACUAAAAGAGUUGAAGCUAACCUUCAAAAGGAAAUUUUUUUCAUUGGUAUUCUAGAAUAUGGUACAAAAAUUGAUGAUCAGCCCAUUCUAGACUUUGGCGAUAAAUCAGAGACUGAUCAUUAUGAAGGAGUUCUUGAUCUAGGAUUCAUGCCACCAGCUGUUGUUCCUAAUGUUCCUUUGAAUUCCAUAUGCCCUGAUUCAUGCUUUGAGGGGGAGAUUCCUCAAGAAACUAAUACUUACAUUGAGUUUGAUCAACUCAAUCCUUGA